Messenger RNA from Paramecium tetraurelia, 3456 nucleotides. RefSeq lists its product as uncharacterized. The record is from RefSeq and is a predicted model, not a curated record. Lineage: Eukaryota; Ciliophora; Oligohymenophorea; Peniculida; Parameciidae. The transcript is spliced from 3 exons.
AUGGGAAUGGUGAACUUGAAAAUUUCGUUACUGAAUUAACAAAUUUAUAAUAAUUGGAUUUAACAAUCCCAGAAAAAACAUUACCAAUCCAAUCUAAUGUAACUUUAUUUUUGGAAGUUCAAAACUUUGUUUUAAAGAAAACAGUUUAUAAAAUAUUAAUUCAAACACAUGCAGGAUAAUUUCCUAGUAUUUUAUCUAAUCUUAAACAGUAAUAUUAUACAUUUGAAUCUAUAAAUCUAGCUUUCACUUUAAAGAAGAAAAGUUGCAUAGAAAAUUCAACAGUAUCAAAUGAUAUUUCUCAAUAUUAAACUAAAUUUUAUGAAGUCUGGAGAAAUAACUCUAAAUCUAGGCCUUCAAAUAUCAAUUAUACUGAAUUAGUUAAUUCUAACCUAUUGGAAUUUAAUAUUCAAAGCUACUCUUUAAGUACUUGGACAGCUUAUACAUUUUAACUAAUUAUUUCAGAUCCUUCAAUUUAAUAUUAUUCCUAAAAAAUCGGGAAUUGUCUGUCAAUUUAAUGGAACAAAGAAAUUGCAAAAAUAUUUCGAUGUUACAUAUAUUUAUGUCUAAUGCAAAGAUCUCGAUGUUGAAUAGAAUUGGAAUGAAGAUCCAAAUUUGUCGAUAGCCAUCAGUUGUUUAGAUCUAAAUUCACAAGGCGAAUGUAAGGAUUCUAAAUAGUAAAAAAUAUCAAUUAAUUCUACUUAACCAAGUUAGGUUUUUCCUGAAGCUACCUUUUAGCCAUACACAAUUUAAGCGUGGAUUGUAAUUGCAACGAAGAAUUCAUUAUCAUACACUUAUAAAAUAACUAUUGUAUAUUUAGAAGUUGAUUUUAAAACCCUAGAUAUCGAUUAUAAUAAUGGAUAUUUAGUAAGGCCUGUUAAUAACUAUGAAGAUUUAAAAUUUACAUUUAAUAUACCGCUUUAGAAUAGAUAAUACCUUUUAGAUUAUUAAGUCGCAAUAAUUUAUGAUUUUUAAUUAGUUACAAUACUUAGGCCCUAAUAUUAUAAAUAUUCCUUUUAAUUAUAUGAUCAUUAUUAAUAAUUUAACAAAGGAGAUAAAUUUAACCUUAAGUUUUUAGCCUAAUAUACUAAUGAUAACAUUCCUGUCUAAGCAGACUUAGGCCUAAUUUUAAAUUAACCUCCAAUUUGUAGACUUCGAAUGCUAGAAUGGAAUAUCAAAGCUUUAGAGAAUCAUAAAAUGGCAAUUAAUUGUGAAUAAUCUGAAGAUAAACCUUAUCUUUAUUAAAUGAAGGUGUUUUUAUUUAAAGAUGAUUUUGAAGAGUUUCAAAAUAAAUCUUCAGAUAAUUCCCUACUUUUCUACGGUUUUUAGAAAUCUAAUAAUUUAGUAGGAUAUUUUCCUAAUGCAGAAAUAAAUGUAAUAUUAUAGAUCUUAGAUUAAAGAGGCUCGAUAACAAAUAUUCAUUAGUACUAAAAUAUCUCACAGAAUCAAAUUGAUUGUACAAAUUAAACUAUAGAACAAUUAAUAUUAAGGGAAAAAAUUGCAUGGAUAUUUGAAAUAAUGAUUAAUCGUUAAGAUGAAUUAAAUUGCAUCAAAUUGAAGGAUGAAUUAUUAAAAUAUAUUGAAUUAGGAAUAAACUCUAAAGAUAUUUAUGAAAAAUUAUUAGCCCAUCAAACAAUUAAUCUAUACAAAAAAUUAAUUUUGAAAUCAUAGGCUUCAAAAACUUCAAAGAGAUAUUUAGAAUAAAAUUAGCAAAAUGAAUGUUACAACAAUAAGUCAUCUCUCUUUAUUAAUACUAAUUAAGAACACUUCUAAAAAAACAGCACUAAUAUUUCAUCUUUGGCAAUAUCUUCCUAAAAGAUUGAAAAAUAAAUAACAAAUUUAAUAAAGUUAAAGGUAAAUAUGGAAAAAUAAAAUGCCUAAAAUAAUAUAAUUGUUAAUACUGAGUCUAUUAUGUAAAUUAAAAAUAUAGUCUAGAUGCUAUCAAUUUCAGUACAUUUGAUAGAUAAUUAAUUGUUAAUUAUUUCUUUGAAUGAAACUUCUGCGGAGAACUAAGAGCAAGUAGCAAUUAUAUCUGAGAAAUUAAUUAUAUUAAUUGAUAAUAUUACAAUUCAUAUUAGUGACAGUGUAUAAGUGAAUGGUUAGGUUUUGUUGAUUCAAGGAUAAAUUUUGAAAUUCUAAUUGUAAAAGCUUACAAAGUCGAAGCAUAAUUUAAAUUUUUAAAUACAUGAUGAUUACCUAGAUAAUUUAAUUACAUUCAUUUAGAAAUAAUAACUCAUAGUUUAUUACAAUUACUAUAAUCUAUCAUAAACUUACAGAACUAUGCUACAAAUUUAUUUAAAUAGAUCAGAUUUUGAGAUAGAUUAAAAUCAUUACGUCAAAACUAUUUUAACUAAUUUUCUUUAUACUAAUCCCUAAAUGAAUCAGCAAGAAUUAAGUGGUUAUUAUGGAAUUGACUUGACAGAAUUAUAAUAUUGUGAUCCUUUAAACCAGUUUUCUACAGUUGUUGAAUAUAAUUAUUAGUGUAUAAAUUAUAUAAUGGAAAAUAAGUUUGAAAAUUGUCAUUUAGAAAUGUAAGAAGUUAAUAAUCAAAGAGCACAACUAGUUUGUAUAUGUAAAUCAAUAGGAAAUUUAUUUUUGAUAAAAAGUGCUCAUAAAACAGUAACAUAAAAUAGUACUACGGUAGCAAAUUAAUUGUAAUUUGAUUUUUCAUCAAUUAAAUUAAUUGACUAAGCUUUUCUAUUUGUCUAGAGCGGAGUUAUUUUAUCAUCCUUUUUUGUUUAUUUUUUCCUAUUAUAUAAAGAUUAUAACAAUUAAAAGGAUAUUGACUUAGAACAAAGUUAAAGCGAAAGGUAAGAUACCCUAGAGCGGGGUUAGAAGGUAUUUGGCAGAAAAUUUUAUCCAGGUCAUAUCUUUAUGUUUAAAGCAGCUUUCAAAGUAAAUUACUUAAUUAUAAAAAAGCAUAUCCAUUCAAUAUUGCAAUUUUUUUAAGAUGAAGAAAGCAAUGUGAAAAAAAGCUUUAGAUUUUUAUUGUUUAGUAAUUAAUUAAGCAUUUUAAUAUUAAUAUCUAUUUGGGAAGUCCUGGCCUCCAAUUUAUUAAUAAUUAAUGCCCAAAUUAACCUUCUUAUUUUAUUAGGCGUUAGAGCGAUUUCAAAGAUAAUUUAAGCUAUUUAUUAGUUAGGAGGCAAAAUUGCAAUAGCAAUGGUACUACUGUAUUUUUGCCUUCCUGUUUUGUAUUUAUUCCUUACUAUUAUUGUAUUAAAUUAAAUUGAAUUAAAUAAGACUGACAUGGAUGUUUAAAUAACUUUAAAUCUAUUAAGCACUUUAUUUUUAGUAUUUUUCAUAGUUGAUCCGAUCUCAAUUUAUAUAAGAAUAGUUUUAUAUAAAACUUACUUUAACAGUGUUAAGAAUAAUGAGUAUAUUCCAAUAAACCAUUUCAUUUAUUUCUUUCUGCAUCAUAGUAGAAUAAAUAAAAUUUAUGAAUAACUCUAAAUCAGAUGA